Messenger RNA from Eupeodes corollae, 559 nucleotides. It is a transcript of the gene Det, whose product is annotated as baculoviral IAP repeat-containing protein 5. The transcript has 3 exons. The record is from RefSeq and is a predicted model, not a curated record. Bases 109 to 537 code for a protein of 142 amino acids. Lineage: Eukaryota; Metazoa; Arthropoda; Insecta; Diptera; Syrphidae.
AACAAAAAAGAAAACAACCGCCAUAAAAAGACGCUAAAAUUUUUAAUUCCAAAUAAAUUUUUCUUAAAUUUCUCGAAAAUCAAUUAAAAAACUAUAAAUUUUUAAACAAUGAGUGCUGAAUUUCAAAUAGAAGGAGCUGAAAAACUAUUUGUUUUUGAAAAACAUCGAUUGGAAAGCUUCAAAUCGUGGCCAUUUGCUGAUGAUCAAGCAUGCAGCAUUAAAAAUAUGGCUGAAGCAGGAUUCUAUUGGUGUGGCAAUGAACGAGAAAAUGACACAGCCGCUUGUUUCGUUUGUGAUAAGAUCCUCGAUGGAUGGGAAGCAACAGAUGACCCAUGGAAGGAACACGCCAAACACGCUCCCCAGUGUCAAUUUGUUAAGUUUAAGAAACCCGAACGUGAAUUUACAGUUGAAGAAUUUCUAGAUCUCUUUGGAAGCGUCAUCAAAGGUCAUCUCAACAAAAUUGGAAUCUCUUUAAAGAAACGCAUUCGCCAGAGUUAUGAAAAAAAUAUGAAUAAGUUUUUAAGCUCUUGUACUUAGUCCUAAGUAAGUUAAAUUAUAA